Molecule: messenger RNA, 1800 nt
Organism: Folsomia candida
Lineage: Eukaryota; Metazoa; Arthropoda; Collembola; Entomobryomorpha; Isotomidae
Product: proton-coupled folate transporter
Exons: 7
Coding region: 64-1575 (503 amino acids)
Biological process (GO): transmembrane transport
Cellular component (GO): membrane
Molecular function (GO): transmembrane transporter activity
Source: RefSeq, a predicted model, not a curated record
CACAAAACUGAGGAGAAUAUUUUGGCCUGGAAUGGGAAAAAGUGGGCAAAUGAGGUAAUAAAAAUGAGCUAUAAAAAAUUAGAAUUAAAAUCAUGGGUUCAAAAACUUCGAUCCGUGACAAUCGAGCCGGCCAGCUUUUUCAUGAUGAUCUCUGUCGUCUUAAGUGGGACGCUUAUGCAAAACGUGCUUAUCGAAUCUGUCUGCACCGUAACGAGAAAUAAUAGUAGAGAAAUUUGCAGCGAAAUCGUUAAAAAUAACGGGUCUUUUGAAGACGAGGAAAUAGCAAUUCAAGAAGUUGUCGCCAGCGUACAAGAAUACUCCUCAAUUGUGGACAACGUCUUCAAACUGCUAUUCAUUCUGAUUGCGGGGCCAUGGAGUGACCGUAAUGGGCGACGAACUCCACUAAUUUUGACCGUAGUAGGAAACACGGUCUCCUGUGCCGGCAUGUUAGCUGGGUCCUUGCUAUACGACAGGAUAGAUCCGUAUUGGCUGGCCAUAAUUACAUCCGCGGCGAGUUCUAUUCUUGGCGGGGAAGUAGGUUUUACUAUGUCAGCUUAUGGUCACAUUUGCGACAUUACGAACCUCUCGUCACGUACUUUUCGUACCGGCAUGUUCAGUGCUGCUUAUCAACUGGGCGCACUAGUUGGCUUUGGUCUGUUGAAUUUGAUUAUCCGAUCUGAUGUGAAAUACCCGAACACAGUCGGAUUCGGAGUCGCGUUAAUUUGCUCGCUGAUUACGUUAGUAAUUGUGCUAAUUGGUUUAAAGAAGAAAACUUGGGCCCCAUCAGAUUUUAGAAACAAUAACUAUUCAAGUUUAAUGAAACGAUCAGAGAUGAAAAGAGAUUCCUCAACGUGCGGAUUUUUAGGAUCUUCACUAUGUCAAGUAUUUAGACCUUUAACAAAACCAAGGUCGUUGUAUGGCAAGGUGGUUAUCUGGUUGAUAAUUAUUCUCCAUAUUUUGGCUGCGGCUCCAAUUCAUGGCGAUUCCUCCAUCCUGUACCUUUUUCUGCGUCAACGUCUGGGUUGGGAUGUCGUUGAAUAUGGUUACUUUUCCAUUUACGACAACGUCAUAAAAGUUAUCGGGAUGAGCGUGGCUAUGACGCUGUUUAGCAAAUGGUUACAAGCUAGCGACCCAUGCAUCGGCUUCAUUUCUGGCUGGAGUCAACUGGCCGCCUGUUUUAUAUAUGCGUUCGCCAUAAAUCAUACCACAAUUUAUAUAGCUCCAGCAGUGGAUAUGUUAAAUGCUCUGUUGUACGUCAUUGCGAGGUCAAUGUUAUCCAAAAUCGUGGGCAAGAGCGACGUGGGGAAAGCGGUUUCAUUGACGAUGAUUUUCGAGACGGUUGCACCCCUCGCAUUCAUCCCCCUCUACAGUUGGAUGUAUGCAGAAUAUGUGGGAACAUUUCCUGGCUCAGUGUUCCUCCUCUCGGCAGCCCUUUCGAUUCCAGGAUUUCUGAUUUAUUUAUGGUUCAUUUUUGAUCCGCGUUACCGCAACUAUGAAGAUGAAUACAAUCGUGAAGAUAACGAAGAAGAGCGUCUCCUCCUUUGGAGUCAAGUAAAAAACUUUGAGGUUUAUUGACGUCGAUGAAAAACUUUUUAAAAUACAUUUUUGUUUACUGGAAUUUUAUAAAUCUCGAAAAAUUAGAAAGACUUAUUUAGGUGAUGUAUGUAUGUAAAUAUGCAUGCUUCAAAGUAGUUCAUUUUAUAACGUUAUAAGUACGUGCCUAGAAUUAUUUCAUCCUUUGUAAAAAUUGAUUUUUCUGAAUUUUCCUCCAAAUAUGAAAUAGUACAAGUCACUGCAAAU